GCAACGAGUGCAUCUUGCGCGAUUAUCCUGUUCGUCGAUUGCGCUAAACAAGACCUUCUACCUCUUCUUGGUGUUCUGGAAAUACCACGAGAGAUUAAGAUGAGACGUUUCGCGAUCGUGAUGCUGGGCCUAAUCAGUCUGGUCUCGGCCAAGCCCGCUCUCCUGUCAGUCCCGUUGACGUACGCGACAUCCUUGACAUCCGGUACGCAAAUUGGUACCAGUCGCGGACAGAUUCUGGACCAGCUAAAAGUUUCGACCGCGCAUCUCGACGAGAGAGGAACGAAUUCAGCUGAGACAUCGGUUGGAGAACAAGAUUCAUCCCGAUUUGACAGCGCGCCACUCGGUGUUGAUGGCAGAGUCGUGGACACCCCGGAAGUCGCGGCCGCCAGAGCGGCCCACGUGGCCGCGCACGUCAACGAGAAGAUCAACCUGGUGAACGAGGCUGCGAGGUCCAGUGGCGCGUUGGAUUCCUCGGGAACCAGCGAUCUGAUCCUCGCUGAAACGGUGAUGGAUCCUGAUGGCAGAGUUUUGAGUGCACCGGAAGCCACAGCAACCAAAGGCAACCAGAAGAGCAAUUUGGGAACGCUUGCACGACUCGUGGAUGGUUCCGUGGUGCCACUGGUGCUCGUACCGGAAACGGUGGUUCAAACUCACGACGACCGUCAGAAUCCGGCGAACGCGAGAUCCCUGGAUGCUCUAGCAGUUGCGGGUCCAGUUUUCGCUUAUGGCAGAUUGAUUUAUUAAAAGGAAGGAUCGAUCUCUCUACUCAAAGUUUCUUUUGGAGAAGACACGUCUUGUAGCUUAUUAUCGGAUAAUCGCAUGUCAGAUGGUAAUGAAUUAUGUAUAGGUAAUUGCUCUCUUCUAUUUCUUUCUCUCGUUGCACCAUUUUUUUAUUGUGGGAAAGAUGUACUCUAUACGCUUGUUAAUAAAAAGUAAGUUUAUUGAAAAGUUGCGCUUUUUUGCAAAAAAAAAAAAAUGUAAUUAUAGUAAGAUUUGUAAUUUAUACUAAACAAGGAAUAAAAUUAUAUGAUAAAGA
Messenger RNA from Nylanderia fulva, 1036 nucleotides. RefSeq lists its product as uncharacterized. Lineage: Eukaryota; Metazoa; Arthropoda; Insecta; Hymenoptera; Formicidae. The record is from RefSeq and is a predicted model, not a curated record.